Blepharisma stoltei is the source of this 4885-nucleotide messenger RNA. Lineage: Eukaryota; Ciliophora; Heterotrichea; Heterotrichida; Blepharismidae. The record is from the annotation of a GenBank genome assembly.
AUGGAACAAACUGAAGGUACAAGUAAUGUGCAAGUUUUUUGCAGAUUUCGUCCCUUCAACGAAAAAGAAAUGAAUCUCCCAAGUCGCAAGUUUAUCGAUAUAUCGCCAGACGCAAAAACAGUCACAGUGCAGCCAUAUUUAGAAGUUACAGACAAAGUUAAAUACAAUUUCGAUUAUGUAUUCGACCCGUCAGCAUCCCAGUCCAUGGUUUAUGAGAGGGCAGCCAAACAUAUUGUGGAGUCCGUAAUGCAAGGCUUCAAUGGGACUAUUUUUACUUAUGGGCAAACGUCUUCGGGGAAGACAUUUACAAUGAGUGGGGUAGAUUUAGACGACCCUGAGCUCAUGGGAAUUAUUCCAAGAAUGGUAUCAACAGUUUUUAGUAUUAUAGAAAAUUCAGAUGAGCAUUCAGAAUUCACUGUGAGGGUUUCUUAUUGCGAAAUUUAUAUGGAGAAAAUUAGAGAUCUCAUGAUGAAUACGAAAGAAAAUCUUAAAAUUAGAGAGAAUAAAGCGAGAGGAGUGUAUAUAGAAGGACUCACAGAAAUUUGUACAUCAUCAGGCCAAGAAAUUUUUGAAAUUUUGAAAAUCGGGAAUUUCAACAGGUCUACAGAGUUCACAAGGAUGAAUAAAGAGUCAUCGAGGUCGCAUUCUUUAUUCUCAAUAACUGUCACACAAUCUAACUCAAUGGAUUUCUCCACAAAGGUUGGGAAACUGCAUUUGAUUGAUCUUGCAGGCUCAGAAAAGGUCGGUAAAACUGGAGCUGAAGGUACAAGGCUUGAAGAAGCUAAAAAGAUCAACACCUCUUUAACUGCGCUAGGAAUUGUAAUUACAGCUCUUUCGGAGAAGAAAAGCUAUGUCCCUUUUAGAGACUCAAAGCUUACAAGGAUCCUGGAAAAUUCUUUAGGAGGGAACUCUAAGUCUCUCUUUUUAAUAGGAACAAAAAUAGGGUUAUUUUCGUUUUGAAAUAUAAAAUUUUUAUUUUUAUUUUUAAAAUAUAUUUUAUAUAAAAAUUUGUAUUUUCACUAUAAAAAUAAAAAAAAAUUUGUUCCACAUUAAAGAGGAUUAGUUUUUUCAAAAAUUGAAAUCUUUUCAAUAUUUUAUUCCAAUAUUAAAGGGUAAGACUUCUUUAAUAAUAACGUGUUCUCCUUCACAAUUUAACGAAGAAGAAACUAUAUCAACCCUUAGAUUCGGAAUUCGAGCAAAAAUGAUAAAAAACACUCCAAAAAUUAACAAAGAAUUUACAAUAGGAGAGCUAAAGCUUCUUCUUGCAAGUGCAAAAGAAGAAAUUAAGCAGAAAGACAUUAAAAUCAAGCAUCUUGAAGAUGAAAUGAGUAAAAAAGGCACAGAAGUAAUUAAUAUUCCAAAUAUAGACCCAACUGACAAUAUUUUUGGAGACGAGGAUCUAUUUCAACCUGAAUAUAUGGAAAUAGUCCAAGAGCUAGAAAUGAUAAGGCAAAAACUGACUGAAGAAAUGGAGAGCCAAAGGAGCUUGAAAGAGCAGCUAGACCAUAUGAAAUUCGAUAACUUUGAGCUAAGAAAAGAAUGUGACAAUUUAAUAAAAUAUACCCAACAGCUAUACAACGAAAAAAAGCAACUAGCUGAAGAAAUAAGUGAUUUAGAAGAAAAAAUAAAAGACAGAGAAGAGCAAUUAGACAAACUUUUAGCAGAAAAAGACUAGUUAAUUUAGAGCAUUAUCGAGUAGUUCCCAGCCAGCCAUUUUAGCUUUUCACGUCCCUUUCUUCGCUCCACCCUCUUGCUUGCCAGUCCGAUUGCACGGCCUAAAGGCAUGCUUUGCUCCCUCCGGACAAGGGCAUACACUCGCCACCUUGAGUUAAAGACGCUGAGUCACCCUGCUGUACGUCAACGAGGUUGCUCUUUUCCAUAAAUUUAAAAAGUUAAUAAUCUCAGGCAGGAUGAAACUACAGCCUAGAGAGCAGCUCCUGGUAUAGCCCAAGCACGUUAUGGCUCGGGCUCCCAACGAGAAAGAGUAGCUAGUCUCACCAAAUAAUGUUAGUUUGGCCAACUCCCCAAAUGGCAGAAACUCUGCAUCAUGUGGUUCUGUCACUUGGGGAGUGCCAAGACAACAUAAUUAGUUCGACCAGCUACUCUUUCCUUUCUGGAAGGAUCGGGAAACCCGAGCCAUAAAAGGUGCUCGGGCUAUAUCACUCUGGGAAAUUGCUGAUUAGCAAAGAGAACGCUCUCUGGCUUUGCUGGGCUACCCAUUUCCAACUUCCAAGUUCAAUAGUCCAUCGAGGUAAAAACUUUCCUCAGAACUGAAUCUGAGGUCGGUAAGCCCGACAUUGCCCUCCACCAGAUCAAGUAAAACCCAGCCAAACACUCUUAUCGCGCACUGCUUCCCUUUCACAAUUUCCCCAGACUCCUGCCAUACUGCAGGUGUUAGAAGGCAGGCUGGUUCUCCACACUUUUUUCUAGCAUUGUCGGAAAAAGACACUUAUGGAGGUGAUUUAUCAGCUAAUAGCCUAGAUAGACUAAAGUUGGAGCAGCAGCUAGUAGAAAGAGAUGUAGAGAUUGAGAUGCUAAUUCCUCCUUAAUCGUGAGUAAAUCAUUAGAAAAUUUUCUAUUAUCUGCCCUUUGAUUAGCCAGCAAAAAAAUUACUAAAUAGAAAAUGUUUUCGUAUAAACUAUAUUUUAAUACAAUCAUAAUAAUAAAUUUCAAACAGAUUGAGUUCGAAAAUAGAGUUUUAUAAAUAUUUUUUAUAUAUAUUUUUAAAAUAAAAUAAAUCUCUUUAGUUUCAAGCGAAUUUUUUUGUUCACUCACCAAACACAAGAGUAAAAAAAAAAGAUAGGCUCUGCCGAAAAAAUGAUAGAAGAAAACAGAAAAGAAAUAGAAUUCAGGAAAGAAAUGGAAAAAAAGAAAGAAAAAGAGAUAAAGAAAGAAAUUGAGAAAAUGGUAGAAAUAGAAAUGAAGAAAGAAAUUCAGAAAAUCGAAGAAAUGGGGAAAAGAAAAGAGGAAGAAAAUAAGAAAGAAGAAGAAAUUUUGAAAGAAAUUGAAAAGAGAAUAGAAAUUGAAAAGAGGAUAGAAAUAGAAAAGAAAAUAGAAACAGAAAUAAGGAUUGAGAUGGAAAAGAGGAUGGAAAUGGAAAAAAAGAUGGAAAUGGAAAAAAGAGCAGAAAUGGAAAAGAUAAGAGAAAUAGAAAUUAGAGCAGAAAUCGAAAAGAGGAUGCAAAUGGAAAAAACGGCUGAAAUGGAAAGGAUAGAAGCAGAAAUAAGGACUGAGAUGGAAAAAAGGAUAGAAAUGGAUAGAAAAGUGGAAAUGGAGAAAAGAGUAGAUAUAGAAAAGAAAAUAGAAAUGGAAAUAAGAGCAGAAAUAGAAAAAAAGAUGGAAAUGGAAAAAAAGAUCGAAAUGGGAAGAAUAGAAACAGAAAUAAGAGAAGAAAUGGAAAAGAGGAUGGAAAUGGAAAAGAUGAUGGCAAUAGAAAAGAGCACAGAAAUGGAAAAGAAAAUAGAAAUGGAAAUCAGGGCUGAGAUCGAAAAGAAAAUGGAAAUUGAGAAAACAAUUGAAAUGGAAAAAGUCGAAACAGAAAUAAGGACUGAAAUGGAAAAGAGGAUAGAAGUGGAAAAGAUGAUGGAAACAGAGAAAAGAAUAGAAAUGGAAAAGAAAAUAGAAAUAGAAAUUAGAGCAGAAAUAGAAAAGAAAAUGGAAAUUGAAAAAAAGAUUGAAAUGGAAAGAAUUGAAACAGAAAUAAGGGGAGAAAUGGAAAAGAGGAUAGAAAUGGAAAAAAAGAUUGAAGCAGAAAAGAGGAUAGAAAUGGAAAAGAAAAUAGAAAUGGAAAUUAGGGCAGAAAUAGAAAAGAAGAUGGAAAUAGAAAAAAAGAUUGAAACUGAGAAGAGGAUAGAAAUGGAAAAGAGGAUUGAAAUGGAAAUUAGGACAGAAAUGGAAAAGAGAAUAGAAGCAGAAAAAAAAAUAGAAAUGGAAAAGAGGAUAGAAAUGGAAAAAAAAGCGGAAAUGGACAAAAAGAAGAACCUAAAAAACAGUGAAGUAAAGGAAAUAUUCAGCAAGUAUGCAGAUUCAGCUAACAAACUCUCAAUAAUAAGAGAAACAGCUAGCGAAGAAGCUUUUGAUGAAGAUUCAUGGAGAGCUGAAAAAAGAAGCUUCCUUCAACAAUUACAAAUGAGAAUCAACCAAAUUGUUGAAUUGGAGCUUGCAGUGGAGGCAGCAAAGGCAGAAACACUUAGUUUGGAAAAUCUGCUUACCCUCUCCAGUGAUAAAACUACUCCUAAUACAAAGAAAUAAUAUAAAUUUUUAAGAGUCCCUUUAAAGGCUGGAUAUAUUUAUGGAGUGUUUAGAUAGAGUUGUUUAAUAAAAAUUUUUGGACAUUAGGAUAUCUUCUCUAAAAAAAGGUCUAUCAAACGUCUUAUAAGGAAAAAAUUUCGGCCAAAUGCUUCUGAGGAAUAUCACACUACCAAAAUGCUCAGUAUAUAAAGCAUAAACCGCUGAUUAUUAAGAAGGAUUUAGCAGCGGCCAAAGGGAAGAAAGACAGAAAAAUAUAAUUUUAGAGAGGCAGCUUGAGCAGUUAACUCUAAUGUUUCAUCAAUUAAUGAGAGAAAAAGCUCACUUUUCUUUAGAAAGUAACAUAAAAGAAAGAAAAAUGCACAGGCUUUCUGAGAAAAACAAAGACCUUGAGCAUAAACUAGAAAAUUUGAAAGAAUCGCUUAAGCAAGCUGAUAUUCAAAUCAAAGCUCUCCAAGAAGAACUAGAAAACUAUCAAAAUAAUGUAAGAAGCACUAUGGGAGGAUUCGGAAUCCUAUCAUCCAACCCAAAAAUCAGAAAAAUCGUCAAAGGAGGAAGUAAUAACUUUUUGACUGUUAUUUCUGAACAACCCAGGACACUAUCUUUAGCUGUAAAUCCAUAUUCAUUUAAUAAAUAA